Molecule: messenger RNA, 1753 nt
Organism: Trachymyrmex septentrionalis
Lineage: Eukaryota; Metazoa; Arthropoda; Insecta; Hymenoptera; Formicidae
Gene: Cpr92F
Exons: 2
Coding region: 73-1542 (489 amino acids)
Cellular component (GO): chitin-based extracellular matrix
Molecular function (GO): structural constituent of chitin-based larval cuticle
Source: RefSeq, a predicted model, not a curated record
AUCGCGAGUAAGGUGCACAGCCCGGACAGUUCUUCAGCCAGCAAGGAGGUCGGCAGAGACACACCGAGCACGAUGCAGGCCUUGAUUCCAGUUUUCGCGAUUCUUGGCGUGACGGCGAGCGCGCGGCUGACCCUGCUGCCCUACGCCUAUCUGGCGGAUCCGCUUCCGGUGUACCAUCAGUCGCAGGACACGCGUGCCGGGGUGCACGCGUACAGUUACGCCGGCGGCCCAUCUGCCAAGGAGGAAGUCCGGGGUCUCGACGGGGUCACGCGCGGCUCCUACAGCUACGUAGACGCGCACGGUAUCCUGCAAUCCGUCUUCUACGUCGCGGAUGAGGGCGGCUUCCGCGUCGCGGCGACAAAUCUUCCUACCGACGGUAAUCCACCGCUCGAGACCAGCGAGGUCCUGUUAGCCAGGUACGCCCAUCCGCAGGAACUCGUGAAGGCCGCCACCGCGGAGGAGAAGGGGCAUUUAGUGAGCCGCAGGAAGCGCAGUCUCGAAGCAUCGACCGAUCAAGAUCAUCAGACAGAAAAUCCGAGUUCCCAGGGAGAUCAGGCCGAUCAGGACUCGGCGGCGAUCGCCUCGCCGAAGAGUUCCCACGAGCUUUCAGCCCCGGAGGAAAAAUCCGACAAAGGUCGGGCCAAUCGCGACGCCGCGGGGCCUAUCGUCGCGCCUGUAUAUGGUCUGCUAGACUCGGCUCUGAUCCCGAGAUCGACCGGAGCGGCGACUUCUCAUCAGAGCCGCGUCGAUGUUCACAAUAACAUUCGUUUGAAGGCCGUUCAACCUAUCAAGACGAUCGGAGUCCUGUCGGAACCUGCCGAGACGGUGAUCCUUCCCAGUCAGGUACCUUUGGCGACCUCUCAUCAGAGUCGCGUCCAGGUACAUAACAAUCUUCGCGUUGAGGUGCCGGAAAAACUCGUCAAUGUAGAAACGAUCGAGGUUCAGCCGCAAAUAGCGGGGGCAGCCGCCGUCAAGUUGGAGCCGCUUUCGCUCGUUUCCGAUCUUUCCGCUUACAAUGAAAAUCGGAUUCAGCUUCACAGAAAUCUCGGCUUGGAAGGGUCAAAUCGCAAGGAUGCUGUGAAGAUCGACGCGGCACAGCUGGCCAUCGUCGAGACGCCAAUCGCCGCUGUACGAGCGGUUCCGGUCGCCAAGGAAUCGGUUCCUGUCGUCGUGAAUGAAGCAGUUCCGAUCGUUGCCGAGCAAGCACUUCCGGUCCUCGCCAAGGAAUCGGUUCCUGUCGUCGUCAAUGAAGCAGUUCCGAUCGUUGCCAAGCAGGCACUUCCGGUCCUCGUCAAAGAAGCGAUUCCGGUCGUCGUGAAGGAGGCACUUCCAGUCGUCACUGCCGUCUCCAACCAGAAUAGAAUUCAGAUUCAUCGCAAUACCAAACUCGAAGCUGUACCGAUCGCGAGCGAACCGACCUUGUAUUGGGCGACUUCCUAUGCUCGACCGAUCAGUACUUGGCCGAUUUUAACACCCAUUGCUCAAUCCUCUCAAUAUCGCCAUCAGAUACACUCGAACGAGAAAAUUGAAUUCCCAAAAUAAGAAUUGCGGUCGUUUUGUUCGUUGAUAUCGCGAGAAUUUUCUUUGCGCGUUUAUUUAUUUUCAUUGAUAACUUUUAAUGAAUUUUUUGUAACAUAAUCGAAAUCUUGAUUGAUAUCCUGAUAAACAAUACCAUUUUCUAAUUUGGCUCUUUAAAUAGAUUCAAAAUUUCAAAACAUUUUAUAGAUAUUUCAUAGAAUAUUUCUUUAAAUGA